GUUGAAUUCUUUUGCUAGACUUACUAGCCUUAUUCAGGAAAUGUGACUGCCAUCAAGAUGUUUUGGUAUAGAGUUAAUUUGAACAGAGUUCUGACUGUUAUAACAUCUAUGUACGUUGGUCAAUUUGGUCCCUUGUGCUAGCUGCAUAUACUGAUAAAGAAAGAGUAGUGCUAGUCUGCUGAAGGUGCCAUAUCCGUGUUAUUUUUUUUCUUUUUUUGAGAAAUAGCUGGUAGGAUUAAGAGCUUAGAACACUUGGACACUUUGCUAUCUUUUUAUUGUUCUUUGGUAGUUCCGAGUAUGCUAUUUGCACAUGAAUAUUAUUCUUCCCAUCCAAAUUAUAGUUUCAUGUGUGUUGUGUGCAUAAUUCUUAUUACUUGAUUUUUAAAUUGUAGCUCAACUUGCAAUAUGUCACAAUUGAGUUCCGAUGAGUUCGAAGAUGAUACCAUUGACCCAACAGAAAUUUUCUCUCUAGAAGAUUACUUGGCACAACAGAAUACUCUCAACAACUUUGCUACACAAAUAGCCACAAACAUUCAUCAUACACUAGAAGGUCCAAGUACUAGGCGUCAGUCAGCCCCUAGGACAUAUAUUGACAGGAAGAGAGAAUUUUACAAUGAACUUCUCAUAGCAGAUUACUUCUGUGAUAAUCCUACCUAUCCUGAUUACUACUUCCGUAGAAGGUUCCGCAUGGGAAAACCCCUCUUUCUACGCAUUGUUCAAGCUCUUGGUGAGUGGUCUCCCUACUUCACUCAAAGGGUAGAUGCCCUAGGCCGUCCAGGUCUAUCACCUUUACAGAAGUGCACAGCAGCCAUGCAUAUGUUGGCGUAUGGUGUUCCUGCUGACAAAACAGAUGACCAUAUAAGACUUGGUGCAUCUACGGCACUCGAGUCUCUUGAGAAAUUUGCUAAGGGGGUCAUUGCCAAGUUUGGUGGGGAAUAUUUGCGAAGGCCAACUGUUGAAGACAUUCAACGUCUACUAGAAAUUGGCGAAGCACGUGGUUUUCCUGGUAUGCUAGGAAGCAUAGACUGCAUGCAUUGGGAGUGGAAAAACUGUCCUGUUGGAUGGAAGGGGCAGUUUACACGUGGUGACUAUGGUGUCCCUACCAUCAUCCUUGAGGCUGUUGCAUCCCAUGAUCUAUGGAUAUGGCAUGCCUUCUUUGGUGUCCCAGGAUCCAACAAUGACAUCAAUGUGCUCAAUCAGUCGCCAUUGUUCACUGAAACAUUGCAAGGGAAUGCUCCUAGGGUAGACUACUAUGUCAAUGAGCAACAAUACAAGAAGGGAUAUUAUCUUGCAGAUGGAAUAUAUCCGGAGUGGGCUGUUUUUGUGAAAACCAUUCGGCUGCCUCAAACUGAAAAGGACAAGUUAUUUGCGAAGAAACAAGAAGGUGCGAGAAAGGAUGUUGAACGUGCAUUUGGAGUUCUACAACAACGCUUCAAAAUUGUCGCAGAACCAUCACGGCUUUGGGAUCAAAUAGAUAUCUGCAACAUAAUGGAAGCAUGUGUGAUCAUGCACAACAUGAUACUUGAAGAUGAGAAGGGCGUGGAGUUACCCUUCGAUUUGAAUGAAGCUUUAGGAACAUCCACUGCUCUGCCGCCGACAGCGAUUAGUGGGGCUACACCUUUGUUCACCGACGUGAUUAGAAGAGAUGUUGAGAUACGUGACCGGUCCAUGCACAAUCGACUCAAGCAUGAUUUGGUUGAGCAUAUUUGGAAGAAAUUCGGUGAAGCUACAAACAACUAG
This is a messenger RNA of Triticum aestivum (bread wheat), 1740 nucleotides long. RefSeq lists its product as uncharacterized. Lineage: Eukaryota; Viridiplantae; Streptophyta; Magnoliopsida; Poales; Poaceae. The transcript has a single exon. The record is from RefSeq and is a predicted model, not a curated record. Bases 406 to 1740 code for a protein of 444 amino acids.